Molecule: messenger RNA, 1335 nt
Organism: Centropristis striata (black sea bass)
Lineage: Eukaryota; Metazoa; Chordata; Actinopteri; Perciformes; Serranidae
Product: zona pellucida sperm-binding protein 3-like
Exons: 8
Coding region: 103-1248 (381 amino acids)
Biological process (GO): egg coat formation; positive regulation of acrosome reaction; binding of sperm to zona pellucida
Cellular component (GO): extracellular matrix
Molecular function (GO): acrosin binding
Source: RefSeq, a predicted model, not a curated record
CAUGUGGUCCGACUGGUCUGAACAGGGAAACAUAUGAGAUUCUGGGUGGAUGAUCUGAUGUGGAGUCUUUGAACCUUCUGUAUUUAUUAAAAUACUGCUGUUAUGAUGGUGCACGCAGGUCACUCAGCCUCUCUGGCACUGCUCAUAUCAUUUGCUUUUGGUGUUGCAGAUGCUAUUCGAACUCUGAAAGAUGGACCCAUGAUCGAUGCUGAAGGAAGAGAAUAUAAAUCUGUCCCAUUGAGAACUGAAACAGAAAGUGCACCAGAAUUCUACGAUGGAUCUCCAGUCCGUGUACAAUGCACAGAAACAUAUAUGGUCAUUGUGGUGAAGGCCGACCUGUAUAAAAAUGGCCGCCUGCUGUCUCCUGAAGAGCUUUUAUUGGGAGGAGUGGAUCAAUCACAGGACAGUCAGUGCAGAGUAGCUGCUACCAGUGACUCUGAAUAUGUAAUAGAAGCUGAGCUGCAGAACUGUGGCUCCAAAUUAACUAUAUCUGAGGACUCUGUGAUUUACUCAAACAAGCUGAUAAUCUCACCAACUACCAGUUAUCACGGCAUUACAAGAAAAGCUCAUUCUGUUGUUCCUGUAUCCUGCUACUAUAAAAGGACACAGCUUGUGAGCAGCAGCUCCCAGCAGCCGGCCCUCAGCCUGCCCACUCCUGCACAACUUCCUGCAGCUGAUUUCUCUCUCAAGCUGAUGACUGAUGACUGGACAGGUGAGAGAUUCUCCAGUGUUUUCCACCUGGGAGACCUCCUGCACCUCGAAGCGUCUUACAGCGGUCCUGAUUCAGGACAAAGACGACUCUUCAUCGACAGCUGUGUGGCCACUCUGUCACCUGACGCAUCAUCACUCCCCAGAUACUACUUCAUUGACAACCAUGGGUGCUGUGCUGACGCAGCAGAAGGAGCAUCAAACUCCUUGUUCACACCCAGAACAAGAGCUUCGUCUCUUCAGCUGCAGCUUGAUGCUUUCCUGUUUCACCACCAUCCAAGGAACUCAAUAUUUAUCACUUGCUAUCUGAAAGCGACCUCUGAAAUGUGGAGGAGCAGCCCAGUGAACAAGGCCUGCAACUAUAUACAUUCAAGAUGGAUGAAUGUGGAUGGGAGUGAUGAUGUGUGUCGGUGUUGUGGCAGUAGCUGUUACAAAAGUUCUCCCAACGAUCAAACUCAUCUGAGACGUGUGAUCCCUGAAGAUAUCGUGGCAUGUGGAGCUGUGACACUCGGCCCUCUGAUGGUUUUCCCCAGCAAGUAGAACAAAAUAAACAUCCAUAUUUAAAUGAUGCCCUUUUAAUUGUCUUCACAGGGUGACAUUAAAAACAUCCUGAAUCAAGAGAGUGAA